Ramularia collo-cygni is the source of this 1203-nucleotide messenger RNA. RefSeq lists its product as uncharacterized. NCBI's taxonomy places the organism in Eukaryota, Fungi, Ascomycota, Dothideomycetes, Mycosphaerellales, Mycosphaerellaceae. The transcript has 2 exons. The coding region runs from base 1 to 1203 and encodes 400 amino acids. The record is from RefSeq and is a predicted model, not a curated record.
AUGCGCAUGAAAUUCAAGGACGAAACAGACACCAAACUUUGGAAGAACAGCAUCUGGGAGUCGACCGGAAACAAUCUCAAGACAUCCAUGCCGGACUUCAUGAGCCACUUGAGUGAUUGGAUACUACAUGUCAGACACUCAAAUUACAGGGAAUACGAACAGCAUCUCCUCAGCCAAGAUAAAAUGAUCCACACUACCGCCUCUUUCGUGUAUGGCGAUGUACGUGAUGAAAGAGACUACAUCGCAAGAGACAACGGCAGGUGGCGACUAGAGAUGAUCGAGGAUCUCCUACUUAGUACUGAAGCUCCAGAUGGCGAGCCGAUCGUUGAGAUUGAUGUCUGGGUUGGAAGUAUCCCUGCUGUCCCGUCGAGUCUAGGAUCUGGCAAAUUACAGGAGGCACCCAUCAUGUACCAUCGCUAUGGCACCUGCAAGACAACCGCUACGGAGACAGAGCAUGACGAGCAGCAGCACGAGCCAAUGACCAUCUCAGUUUUACUGCCGUACAACCAGGAUCCAAACGACGAGACUGAGCGUCGUCCAAUCCUGGUGCCGCAGAGAACCAUCAAUGGAGUUGCCAUUGGUCGUGCUGAGGACCAURUCCACACGAAAGGUGAAGUUGACAAAAUCCCCUGGAAGUGGGUCGCUCCUUAUAAAGACAUCAGAACUCAUGAGGAAAGAAUGGACAAGAUCGGAGAGACUCUUCAAGCGAGGAUGAUAUUGGGAGCAGCAGAAGAGUCUGGAGUACCUCGUCUACCUCCAGUUACAUUUCUCCCAUAUCAAGCAAAGGACGGAGUCGAUGAUAUCCCGAAUUGCAACGUAUCUCUGGCCAUUAGAAUGGUCAACGGGCUUCAGAGAAUACACGCUGGAACCAUCAAGAUGCCGGUCGAUUGGUUGGAAGUUGUAGACUCUCGUAUGACGGCUGGUACGCUGUGCAAGGGCUUGCUUGGUAAUGUGUAUGACGCGUGCUCUUCGGAGAGAGAGUCACGGAUACUGGAGGAGAAUGAGGGGCGUUGGCGUAUGGAUGUUUGGGUGAUGCCGCAGGCACUCCAGGUGGAGAAACUUCACUUUAUGUGCAGCGAGGAGCAACUUUGCAGGUAUUUGGACCCUGUGAUCGUCAGGAGUGGGGAGAGAAAAUUAUACGCCGUAAUAACACAAUUUGGACUUCGCUUUGUAUCUCAGUCUUCACGAACUGGCUAUGAGUAG